Molecule: messenger RNA, 1290 nt
Organism: Capsicum annuum
Lineage: Eukaryota; Viridiplantae; Streptophyta; Magnoliopsida; Solanales; Solanaceae
Product: probable LRR receptor-like serine/threonine-protein kinase At3g47570
Exons: 4
Coding region: 1-1290 (429 amino acids)
Biological process (GO): protein phosphorylation
Molecular function (GO): protein kinase activity; ATP binding; protein binding
Source: RefSeq, a predicted model, not a curated record
AUGUUGAAGAAAUGCAUUGUAGACCAUUCUUUGGUGUUGCCUGUAGAAGAGAUCAAUGUGACAGCCUCCUUAUCAUAUGAAGAGGAACCUAUUGCAAUUCUAGAUCAUCAGGUCUUGAAGUUGAGAAGUAAAGAAAUAGUUUUAAUUAAGGCCUUGUGGAUAAAUCAGAAGGUUGAAGAAGCCACUUGGGAAUCAAAAGACGACAUAAGAGCAAGAUACCCACACCUUUUUGACCCAGUAGAUGGCGGAGUUCAAGGUUCUUUACCUCCAGAAAUUGGAAAUCUAAAGGCAGCGACACAGAUGGCUCUGUCUAUGAAUCAAUUCUCAAAUGAAAUUCCCAGAGAAAUUGGAGGCUUGCAAAAUUUGGCGUACCUUUCUUUGAGACAUAACAAGUUGCAAGGACCUAUACCUGACUCAAUGAGCAAUAUGACAGGUUUUGAAUUCAUAGACCUUUCUCAUAAUAAUAUGUCUGGAAUCACUCCUAAGUCUUUGGAGAAGCUUCAAAACUUGAAGUAUUUCAAUAUUUCUAUCAACAAAUUUUAUGGUGAAAUACCCUCGGGAGGUCCUUUCAAGAACCUUUCGAGUCAGUUUUUCAUGUACAAUGAAUCAUUAUGUGGUUCUUCAAGAUUUAGUGUCCCGCCAUGGCCCACUUCAUCAAAGCAUAGAUCAAAUAGGAAAAAUUUGCUAGUUCUUUUUCUUUUGCUGGGAAUUGCACUAGUGGUUGUUCCUAGCACCUUUAUUUUUUUCUGGAUAAGGUAUAGAAAAGGUAAAAGAGCUCCUCAAGAAGCUGAUUCAUUGUCUGCCAUAACAAGAGAAAGAAUUUCAUACUAUGAACUGCUCCAAACAACUGAUGCACUUAGCGAGAGUAAUUUGAUUGGUUCGGGAAUUUUUGGCUCUGUAUACAAAGGCGUUCUCAGAAGUGGAAUUACAAUUGCAGUCAAAGUGUUCAAUCUGCAACUGGAUGUGGCAUUCAAGAGUUUUGAUAUGCAGAGACUAAGCAUUAUGAUAGAUGUGGCAUGUGCGUUGGAAUAUCUCCAUCAUGGGUGCGCAUUGCUAGUGAUUCACUGUGAUGUGAAGCCUAGUAACGUCUUUCUGGAUGAGGAUAUGGUUGCCCACCUAACCGACUUUGGCAUCUCAAAACUUCUUGGUGAAGAUGAGAGUGAUUUACACACAAAAAUGAGAAAGCCUAAUGAGUUUGAGGGAGAUCUUAGCUUGAAGCAAUGGCUGAGUUAUUCACUUCCAGAGGCAGUAAUGGAUGUUAGAUUCCAACUUGGUAACAUCAACGGGUAA